Messenger RNA from Falco peregrinus (peregrine falcon), 9161 nucleotides. RefSeq names its product sperm associated antigen 17 (gene SPAG17). The transcript is spliced from 47 exons. The coding region runs from base 12 to 6611 and encodes 2199 amino acids. Gene Ontology annotation, cellular component: axonemal central apparatus. Gene Ontology annotation, biological process: axonemal central apparatus assembly; epithelial cilium movement involved in extracellular fluid movement. Lineage: Eukaryota; Metazoa; Chordata; Aves; Falconiformes; Falconidae. The record is from RefSeq and is a predicted model, not a curated record.
CCCGCCCCGCCAUGGGCCCGAGGAGGCCGAAAACCGGUGGGAUCGCCUCAGCGGGAGCCGCGGGCAGGAGCUGGGAGGCCGCGCUGGUGUCUGCCCCCCUGGAGGAGGAUGACUGGAAGCCUAGUAUCACUUUUGUUGUUGGGACCAAAAUUGAAGAUGAAAUCCACACCAAGGCCCUGUCUCUUGCUGUGCAGGUGCCGCAGCGGAAGCUCUUCAGUGUGGUAAUGCGUGAAGACAUUUUCAGACAGGUCAGAGAAUCUGGGAAUCAAAAGGGGAAAAAGGUUAAGGAUGUGCCUAUGCACUAUGAGGUGAUAGAAGUAGCGAAAGCCAUUCUAGAUAGUGGUGAAGAAAUUCCUGUAACACUAACUGGAAAGCUGUUGAAAUUUCAACUGCUUUGUCUCAAACAGAAGGACCUUCAGAGGAGAGAAGCUGAAAAGGCAGAAGAAGAGCAACAAAAGGAAAAAGAUGGAGGGAAAGAGAAAACUAAACCUUCUGGCAAGAAUGAGAACAUUUCUACUGCCAAGACAGCUGAGAAAGAAAGGAGAGGAAAAAAGACAGAAGAAGUAGGCCCUCUAGCACCAUUCACUGAUAAAAAGGACACUCAGCUGAAGCGGAGGGGACAAGUGGAAAAGGAGGACAGAUACAUUGAUGAUGAACCAGAUGAUGGUGCCCAUCAUUACUUUAUCAUUUUGGGUUUCCACAACCCUCAGCUUUUGGCUGUGAUGUCUGAUCUUGGGAUUAAAAUUUCAAGUGUAAUUAGAAUUUCUUCUGAGAAUUACAAGCCAUUGCAGACAUACUUGGAAGCAACUAAACUUCAAGGAGAAUCUUUACUGUCACCUGAAGUUGCAGAAGCAGAGAAAAGAAAGAAAGAUGAAGCUGUCGGAGACCUGAAAACAUUUUGGAAAUACCUGGAGCCAGUUCUGAACAGUGGAAAGCUUGGAUCAAGUCUCUUUGAUGUUGCCAGACUUCAUCACCUAGUUAAGGAGACCGCUUUUCCCACUGACUGGUCUGACAGAGAAAUGCUGCUUGCAUUUGGCACUGCACUCUUUGAAAGCAUUGCUUGUUUAAUGUAUGACUGCCUGGACUGGAGAAGACAGCAUUGUAACUACUUGGAAAACACCAAGUUUAUUAAUGUGCCUGCAUUAUCAGAGAGCAAAGCGACACAACCACCUGUAACUGAGGUACGACCAGCAUCACAGAUUACACCUUCAAAGAAAAAAAGGCAAGCAGAAGACAUUCUGCAAACAGUAAUUUUGCCACAGGAGGAAGAAGCUGCUUCUUUGGCUGCUUCUGUGGACAUGAGGUAUUACAAUGACUUGCUGAGUCAGAUUCCCGAGGAAUGCUUUUCUGUACCGCUGAUGCUUAACUGCAUGUUGGAACAGGUUAUUGCAAGCGAAGAACACCUUACACCACCUAGCCUGGUGGUACCAGAGCCUCGGGCAGAUGGGCUACAUCAUACCAUUGCAGGUCAUAUAGCCUCUGUUCUUCCUUCUCUUUCACUUUCUGAGUGUGAAAAAAAGGAUCUGUAUGAAUAUUUUUCUCCUAAAUACAAUGCCAAAAAGACUGUCACCCCCAAGUACCCUCUCUUAUUUAACUACCAUGACACCCUGGCUCAGCGGUUGCACCUGCUGAAGGUCCCAGAGAACUUAAAUGCAGAAAAGAUUGAACGUGAAAUGAUGGAUAAACUGCCUUUUACAGAACUUAUCCAUUUCACCCUUCCUUCAACCGAAAACAACACUAAACGCUUGGCUAGCGUUCACGAGCUCAUGCACUAUUGUACCAGCGAACUUCUGAGUUGGGCUGAAGUAGAAAGAGCCUUCAGAGUGUUUACUUUUGAAAGCCUGAGGCUGACUGGGCUGAGUGACUCUGGUCUCCUGGAGAGCUCUGGAUCUAUGGUUGGAGGUGAUUCUGAAGUGUCUCUUAUCCCUUGGGAUAAUCCAGCCAGGUUUGCAAGACAGCUGAGACAACUCUUCCUUAUGGAAAAGAAGCUGCAUGGGAAAUCUCCAAGACAGGCUGGACCUGCAGAAACGAAUGGCAAAGAGGGAAGAGAUGGUCUGGCUGGUCCCGUUUUGAACAAAGAAUUGGAUCAUCGUUUUUCUGAUAUGGUGAGUCUGGAAAAUUAUGGCCUAGGACCAAACUUAGAAGAAAUAAAAAAGACACAGAGGCGCUGUUUGACAGACUGGAGAUUUGCUGAGCAUUUUCAACCCCAUGUUCUUCUUCAGGUUCUUCAUAGUGCAUCCCAAGACUAUAGAUGUAUUGAUUCCUUUUAUCAUACCCAAGAUAACUCUUUGCUAAUGGUUCUUCACAACCCUAUGAAUCAAUACCGUUUGUGCCAAGAAACCUGGGAUAUUGCAUUGCACUCUAACGUUGGAUUCAGGAGCUAUCUUGAGCUGGUGGCCAACUCAAUUGAAGACUGGGUGAACGAGGAAGAAGUCAAAUACCAAGAAGAUAAGAUGGCUAAGGAAGUAGAGUCUCUUAAACUGGAAAAAACUAUGGCAGAAGCACUUUCUGAAUUGUCUGCAUGUGCUGUCAGAAGAACUGGCCUCCCUAAGAAAGCCAAAAGCAGCACAUCAGCAGGAUCUGAGAGUAUGACAGAGACCAUUCCAGAAUCUCAAUGCAAUAAUGAAAAAAAUCCUUUUAUCAGAGAAGGCUCUCUAAAGGCUUGGAAGCAGGAGCGGGACCAAUUACUAGAGAAAGAACUACUUAAGGAAGAAAAAAAAGGAAAAAAAGAAAAUUUGGGAGGUAAAAAGAAAGGACAGGAGAUAACAAUACAUGAAGAGAGGAAAGGUUCCAGCAAGAAAUCUUCCAGAGAGAAGUUUAAAGAUGACCCAGCAAAAGCCCCUGACCUUCAGGAGGAUCCCAGCCUCCCAAAACCACAUCCUGAGAAAGUUUAUAAGUUUCUUGGCUACAAUACAGGAGAGGAUCUCAUUCAAGUGACAGGAACCAAUCAGUAUCUUUUCCCAUCUGAUGGAGGACAGAUUCAGGUAGAGAAGAUAGAAUUUGUAAAAGGUCUAACUUUGGUAAAAGCGAAAGUGGUAAAAGACAACCAUAAUUUCUUCAUUCAUAUCACAGACCCCAAAAAAACCUUAGAAGAAAUUGAAGUGCAAGAAAUUAAUGAAGAACAGAACGUUAGAUCGGGAAAAUUGAAAAAUCAAAAGAAAGCUGUGAGCAAGUUUGGAUCUUUUUCAGCCACCUUGGAAAAUGGAAUCCAGCUGUCCCUGAGCUAUUACGGACCUACAGGGAAGACAGCAGAUGAUGAAACAGAUCCUGUCCUAGCAAGAAUUCUGAACAUCCCUUCUGUUCAUAUUCCAACCGUAAUUUCUCCUGUUACAUCAGCUUCAGGAAAAAAAGAUAAGUCCAUCAAACAAAAAUCAGGCAAACCUCUGUCAUCUAAAAAAACAAGCCAUAGCAAAAUAGGCGUUCCAUCACCUGAGGACCUGGUAAAGCAAGAAGAAGGAAAGAUGGGAAUGGAAGAAUCAGCUUCCCAAACACAAGUGAUGUCAAAUGCUCUUGCUUUCCCAAGUUUGAACGUCUCCUGUCCCAAUGGACUAGUAUUAACUUUCCUUGGUGAAAGUUUUGGAGGUGAAGCCACCACAGCUGAAGCUGAGAAAGUGGUGGUAAAGAGAAAUGAAGACAAAGCAGGUGAAGCCAAAGAAGAGAAGGCCAAAGCAAAUGAAGCAAAGAAGGAAACGGUUAUGGAAAGUGGAGAGAAGGAACAUGGGGUUACAGAAGGUGAAAUAAAGCAAAAAGACACCAAAAGAGAACAGGCCAAACAGUCUGCUCUGGAAAUUCUGGUUAGGCAGAGUUAUCCCCAAAAGGUAAAGAACUGUCGUCUGUAUACAUCUGUGUCAAGGCAAACAGAACAAGAGGUGUCAAGAGUCAUCACCAGUCAAGGAACCAUCAUAAAGUACCUGAUGGAUGGGUCUACCCAGGUUCUGUUUGCUGAUGGCACAGUGAGUAGGAGUCCUGAUUCUGGCCCUGUCCUACCACCACCUUCAAUUCCAGAGAACAUGCAGCCAUUACCAGAAUCAGAGCCUCUGCCUGAAACCAGCACUAAGAAAGGAAAAGGCAGUGGCAGAAACAGUAUAUCACACCCAACCAAGGAUGAGUUGUUUGAAAAUACUGUUCAGGGUCUGGUUAAUUCUGAGCAACCUAAGGAGGACCAGGCAGGAACCUGGAUAACGACAACUCCAUCAGGCAUUCGAGUGGGCACGGAGGGAGCAAAGAGAAUGGAUCUGAAGCCAGUCUUAAUCUAUCAGGCAACUGACCCAGCUGACGGAACGGUUAUGACUGUACGAGAUGAUGAAGUGAUAAUUGUUGAGAAGCUGGAUGGUAGCAGAGUAGUAGAUCAUGCUGACGGCACUAGGAUCACAACUUUCUAUAAAAGCCGUGAAGAACUUUUUGUACCCAAGGAUAGUGAGGAAAUCGAUGAACAUUCAGAAGCCACCACAAAGAAGGUGAAGUGCAUGCAAGUAGAGAAUCCUGAGUUUGCUACUGUCAUAACAGAUUGUGAGGAUGGUACCUGUUGUACCAUCUUUGGAGAUGGGACAUCUAUUAUAGCAAAGCCACAGGGAACGUAUCAGGUUUUACCCAUCAAGGCAGGCUCUCUUUUCAUUGAUGAAGAUUGCUCAGCAGUUUAUACCCAUGAAGUUUACAAUUUCAUCAGCAAGAAAGAAGAGAAUCAAGCAGGGAGAUAUAUUAUGAAACACACUUCCAGCACUAUUUGUGAGGUGAUGGAUCCUGAAGGAAAUAUUUUCAAGGUCAUGGCUGAUGGCAGCACAAAUGUGUGUGUUCCUGGUGCUGGCUGUGAUGACAAGGAGGACAGAAGUUCAGCAGCAGCGCUCGGAGAUGUGAACAAACCUGUCACUUACAAUGCGCACGCCCCCAGGUUCUUCAUCAUCUAUGCAGAUGGUUCUGGAACCGAGCUCCUGCGGAGCAGCGAUGUACACAAGUAUCUGGCCAAUGCCCAUAGUGAUCCCACUGCUGCCGUCUUGCAGGAUCCUGUGCAAGAAUGUCCAGGUGUUUUAAGUAUUACUGUCCUCCGCCCUUUGGCUGAAGCCUCCCCCUGGGUAAUGAAGAAAGAACCAGAGAGUAUUGUUCCUCCAAAUCUUCAGUCAAGGACCCAGGACACAUUUUCUCCUCUUGAGAGGAAGAUCACAGGUCCCUCAGCCCGAACACAUAUCUGGAGGGGUCUCUGCAUUGGAUCCAAAGAGCAGACGUGCUUGCCAGUACCCAUGCAAAAAUGUCCUAAUAAACUGCAAAUCCGUCAGCUAUUCCAGUAUGAGCCACUCAGUGAUGAACUAAGGGAAAAGCUGCAGCUUUCCCUCAAGGAAUAUAUAGACAACAUUUUAAAGCAGGAAGAUGAGCUGGAAGAGAUGAAUGUAAAAGAACCAAGAACAGAAGAGGAAAAGGAGAAUGCUGCAAGGCUCCUUGAACUGGUUACGGCCUUCCCCAACUGGGAGAAGUCAACCGAGAAUCUCAGUGAUACAGCUCACGUAACUGAGCUGUAUGAACAGGCAGUGGCUUCUCAUCGCCAGUGUCACCCAGAGGAGACAAUCACUAAGCAAAGAGAGGACCAGCAGCAGAGGUUCAGCCCAGAAGGAGUACCACCAGUGUCCAAGUGGCAGAGCAGACUGGAAGAACACAGGAGAGAACUCGAUGAAGAAAAGAAGUCCUUAAUGGCAAUAAAAAACAAAAUAAUUCCUCCCUAUUUUGAAUCAGAAUUUGGCCAGCAGUUUUUCCUGAGAAAGUUUCCUGAUGUGGAAGCACUGUCUAUGGAACUUCCUCCAGUUCAAAAGAAGGGAAGUGGGAAUUUCCCUCUAGAGACAAUCAAAAAUCCCAGUAGAGCAUCUGAAUGUCGUGGUACCCUGAGUGAUUCCUCACCUUCACCUGGCCUUCCACUGCAGGCUCAUUCCAAACAAAAUGAAGAUCCCAGCAGCAUGACAGACCUACACAAGGCGGCAAGAUCACAAGAGACACCCUUUCAACGUAAAGUUCAGAGUCUGCUGGUGAAUGCUGCAGGACAGCCAAGAAAAGAGAAAGUGAAAUUACCGUCAUCCCUUCAGGGGGGAAAACCAAACUCCAUACCAAAUAAAAAGAUAGAAGAUCCUGUCGCAGGAAAGGUCAACACAUCUUCUCUUGCAACAAGACAGCAUCUCAGUGGCUUCUUCCACCUCAUUCCGCCCAGAGCGACGCUUGGCGUGCUAAGGGAAGGCUGCACCUAUGCAGCCACUGUGAUCCUGAAGAACGUGGGUGUGAACUUCUCAAGGUUCCGGGUGAAGCAACCGCCUCCGCACACAGGACUGAGAGUGCUGUACACACCGGGACCUGUGGCGCCAGGCUUGCAGGUCGAACUGGAGGUGGAGAUUUUUGCCACAGUAAGCAGAGGGGAAGAUACUGGUGGCCUUGAAGAAGUUUCCCAUGAUAUUGAAAUAGUAACAGAAACAGAGACUCUUCUCCUGCCUGUGAGAGCAACUGUGUUAACUGGCAGCAUCUACGAGUGCCGCCCACAAGGAUACCCCCACGGCGGGAUGGCAGCAACAGUCCGGGCCGUUCCUACAAGCCAUAAACCACGGUCCUGGAUUACAGUACCCCGAAAGCUUUCUGGGUAAAUGUAAGAACUGGAUGCAGCGAUACCAGCCCUAAAUUAAAGUACAGUUGCUUUACCUCCUCUCGGCUUGUGAUCCAUGUCAUCAACAACCCUCACGCAACUGACAGUAAAGCUGUCACACACGUAUCGCGCAGACAUGACGACCUGAGCUGGGAAAGGGGAAGCGCUGGCUGACAUGAACCGAAGGAUCACUGCAGGACUGAGAUCACUACAGCAGCUCAGCUCCUGGCAGCACGCACGGCAGAGCCUCCCCAGUCCCAUCCCAAGCCCUUCGCUGAAAUGUCUCCACAUUAAACAAGCCAUUGAGCCUCCUGGCAGCGGGAGGCUGGAUUUAUUGCAGUUAAGCCCUAAUAAAUCAGCCUCUCUUUAACACUCUUCACUUUCUAAAACCGUGUCUUACCGCUGACCCUUUGAUCUCAACAGUAAGUGUAAUAAGGGACAGGAGUCUGACAGACGGGGAACCUCACAGGGCACGUUCAAGCACACACAACCCUCCGCACACGGCAGUUUGUGCAGCACGUUUCUGUAACCUCAGAGGAUCAGGCUAUAGGGAGAAUGGGUAACAUUCCCUGCCAACACGAAAGCUUUACUGGGAAUUUCUCCUCAAACGACCAGCCGACAUGUUGUAACAUUAGGCAGGUGUUUCAUCUCGCCCAUGCCCACUCAGGCGCCCCACAAUACAGUCAGCGGUGACAGGUCACAAACAGGAGCCCUAUGGGUGCUGCUUCCCCCCUCGAGUCCCCAUCUGCCUCUCAUGUGAACACUGAUGUCAUCUUUUCCUUUCAACUUCAACAUCUGCAAGUCUGCCAUGUUAUCUAACAAGCCAGUGAAGAAAUCCCAGCUGUACCUCAUUUCCUCUCCUCUGGAGAAAAAGAAAAACGACCACAUCAGUCAGUUCUGAAAAGAAACAUAGCAGAGACAGGCACCUCCGACCGCUACAGCUGCUCUAGGGCUGCCCAGAGUACAUCAAAUAUAGCUUCCCCCACUCCAUUUAAAUAUCUUCUUACCUCUUCCAGUGUGGAAUUUUACCCACCGAGUAACACGUAAUUAUAGUCUAGGAGAACAGCAAAUUUAAUGCCUUCCAGCUUAGGGACCUACAACCUGGAGCUCAUCAGUGACAGCAAUUCAGACAAACGUCUCUCCGUUGGUGUUGAAAUGGAAGUACUCACCCUGUCAGGUCACGGUUCAGUAAGACAUCUCCCCCUGCCCAUCCCACCAGUCUCAACAGGAAUUCUGAUCAACAUCAUUUCCCAUUAGAAGCCCCAGGUGGAGAGGAAUUACCUACACGGUCCCCUCCUCCCCCGUGGCUCACCCAGCUCAUCAUGGCUGCCCGGGCUCCAGCCACCCCAUGCUACCCAAGCAGCUGUACCAAGGGUCCCUUCGAACAUCCCUCCUCACAAAAUCUCACAGACUCAAACCCACAUCCAUCUCAACACACAGCAAGGAACUCUGGACUGGUUGGUUUAGUCUCACAAAAACUUGACACACCGACACUCCUAGGUUAAACCCUGUAUUUGGUUAAAUAGUCUUGUUCAGCCAUCCAGAAUAGAAAUAGUUAAGUCUUUGCAGAGGCACUGUGACCAAUUUCUAUCCAAGUUCCUAUCACCCUUCCCAGGUGGUUAUCACCAAAGCCAAUGAUUCCCUCCAUUGAGACGAAACUUACUAGGUCACAAAUUUGCCACAGCUCCUAGUAGAGACCAUCAAGCAAAAAUGACUGAUGGAAGCCUCACCUGACCAAACUUAGUCCUAUCUCAUUUAUGUUUUUUCAGUUAUUUCUUGUCUGUAUUUAAAACAUUUCACAAAGAUUCUCUUAAUACACUCAGAAUUAAACACUGCGCGGGAAGCACGCAGCCUUGAAGGCCAUGACAGCCUUCACUGCUCCUAAGCAUACGCCCAUCCUGACCCUGUGGUCAGGAUUUUUAUGCUACUCCGUUUGUGAAAUAAAAGCAAACUCUUAAUCUAGGUGAAGCCCACGUGAGAGCCCUUUACUCCUGUCGUUCCUUUCCACCAGCAAGAGCAGAGGCCAGUUCUACUACAGCCAGCCCGUAGCAAUUGCAGCCUGUGCGUAACACUUGCGAAGAACCUGGCCAUAACACUGGGUUUGCUCCAAGGGCUGUCCAAGGGUAGAGCUGGGAUUUUUCUUUCCUUGCAUGUGAAUUUCCUCUCCUCUUUCACUACGAGUCAGAGCCCUAGAAGAAUGACAUGAAGAUCAGCAAUAUUGAAAUACCUGAAUUUUAGUCCAACAUUAUGGAAACAUCCCGAUGUAGACUUUUUCAUGUAUUUAAUCAGAUCAAUGUGAAUAAAAACAUCUGUUCCCUAUUAAUGGAAAAGGUGGUCCAAAAGUUGCACAGCCUUCUGACGUGACUGUCUGAAACGCAAACAGCAGAAAGAUUACAGCAUUUCAAACCCCAUAUUCGAUACUCUGCACCAGAAGAGUGCUGAAUGGCUCCUGAUAGAAACCUAACCCCUUGUAAAAACAAAAUAAACCUAUAACCUGCGCCGAGUCAGCUGAGAGCUUUUCCAAGGACUGAGCAUGUGGUAGGUUUCACUG